Ficedula albicollis (Collared flycatcher) is the source of this 954-nucleotide messenger RNA. It is a transcript of the gene XBP1, whose product is annotated as X-box binding protein 1. Lineage: Eukaryota; Metazoa; Chordata; Aves; Passeriformes; Muscicapidae. Gene Ontology annotation, cellular component: nucleus. Bases 66 to 860 code for a protein of 264 amino acids. The transcript has 5 exons. The record is from RefSeq and is a predicted model, not a curated record. Gene Ontology annotation, molecular function: RNA polymerase II transcription regulatory region sequence-specific DNA binding; DNA-binding transcription factor activity, RNA polymerase II-specific.
GCGCGGGGCGCAGUCGGCCGCGCGGGUGACGCCGGGCGUCGUGUCCGCAGUACUCCCGUGCCGCCAUGGCAGCGCUGCCCGGUGCCGCGGCCCCGCGGCUGCUCCUCAUCCCCAGCAAAGCGGCCGAGGCUCCCGGCCCCGCGGCUGCCCGGCAUCUGUCCGUUGUUCUGCCGGCAGGGGCCGACCCCGGGCUCCCGGGGAUGGAGACGGCGCAGCCGGCCCGCAAGCGGCAGCGGCUCACGCACCUGAGCCCGGAGGAGAAGGCGCUGCGCAGGAAGCUGAAGAACCGGGUGGCGGCCCAGAGUGCCCGCGACAGGAAGAAGGCGCGGAUGACAGAGCUGGAGCAGCAGGUGGUGGAGCUGGAGGAGGAGAACCAGAAGCUGCUGCGGGAAAACCAGCUGUUGCGGGAAAGGACGUGUAACCUCGCACGGGAGAACCAGGAGCUCCGCUGCCGCCUGGGUUUAGAUGCUCUGAAGACGGAGGAGGAGGAGGGUGACGAGUUCCAGGUUGUGAAGGAAUCGCACGUGGAUGAGAUUAGAUUGGUGACCGGGUCCGCUGAGUCCGCAGCACUCAGACUACGUGUUCCUCUGCAGCAGGUGCAGGCCCAGCAGUCACCAUUUCUGAUAGCUUCCACGUGCAUUCUGAUGGCAGUGAUUCUUCAGACUCUGAGUCUGAUCUCCUGUUGGGCUUUCUGGACAGCCUGGACCCAGAGAUGUUUCUCAGAUAUGCUGAUUCAGAGUCAACGUGCCUGGAAAAGCUGGAGGAAGACAUCUCUGGAGAAACAAAUCCCCUACCAACCACCCUGUCUCCCUCUUUGGGGUCCCCAUCAGCUAAGCUGGAAGCCAUUAAUGAACUCAUAAGGUUUGAUCACGUGUAUACAAAACCCCUAGUAGUGGAGAUUCCUGUCGAAGUGGGCAACCAAACCAAUAUGCUAGUGAAAAUCGAGAAAGAAAA